GUCGUCGCGUGGGGCUGCUGGCGCUCAACUGGGUCAUCUCCAGGCAGCGGGAUCGGCGCCACCGGCAAAUCCAGCCCAGCAGUAUGUCGAUAGAUUCCGUGGCUAGAAGAAAGGGCUCGCGCCGUCAACAAGACGAUAGUCCCCAAGGCCGCAAAACUUUGGCUAGAAGAAAGGGCUCUCCUGGUCUACAGGAUGAUCAUCUCAGAGGCGGCAAAAGAAUGAGAUAUUCACUGCCAGAGCUGCCAGAGCUUCCAAAGGACAUCUGGAAUGAUAUACUGUUCCGGCUGCCACUGCGAGAUGCUGCCCAAGCUGGCUGUGUGUCUCGCACAUUUCUAAGCUCUUUGAGAUGCCGUCCGAACCUCACCUUCAGUGAAGAAACACUGGGCCUGAAUGGAAAGGCAUGUGGAAGAGAUAAACUAGUACAGAUUUUCAGCAACAGAGUUGACAACAUCAUGACAAAACACUCAGGCACCGGCGUGAAGACAUUCACGCUUCGUUAUUGGGGUUCUUUUAUCCACGCUAGUUACCUCAACAGGUGGCUUGACGUUGCUAUUUCUCCAGGGAUUGAAGAACUUAUAUUUUCAGUGCCUAGAUACAACGGAGUGUAUUACAACUUCCCGUGCUCACUUUUAUUCAAUGGGAGUGGAAACUCAAUUCAACAUCUUAACCUCAGUUGUUGCGCCUUCCACCCCAUGGCGGGACUUGGUUCCUUGACAAGGCUGCAUCUGUCUGAGGUGCAUAUAACGGGAGAUGAGUUAGGGCAGCUUCUUUCCAAUUCUGUUGCCCUGGAAGAGCUGAAACUCGCGAAUUGUCAUAAGAUCAUUUCUCUCAAGUUACCAUGCCUGCUACACCGGCUGAACUGCCUGAUAGUUUUUGAGUGCAGAGGUCUGAAAGUGAUAGAAAAUAAAGCUCCAAAUGUUUCCGUUGUUCAUAUGAAUGGUUCCUUUGAGAAACUUAGAGUUGGAGAUAUGUUGCAAGUAAAGAAACUAGAAAUGAUUGACACCUACGGAACUAGCCUCGUUCAUCAUGCUCGUGCCAAGCUUCCAUUCAUUAUGCCAAAUCUUGAAACGCUCAAUCUAUAUUCGAAUGGCGAGAAGCUCAGUACGCCAAUGUUAGCUGCCAGAUUCCUCUUCCUCAGGAAUUUGCUCAUUUUACUUGGCGAUGGAGAUACUCGGGGCUUUUCCUAUGAUUAUUUUUCUCUAGUUUAUUUUCUUGAUGCCUGUCCUGUCCUGGAGGAUUUCGCCUUGUGUGUGUCACAGACUCGCGUAAGGCAGGAUUUGAUUUCUGCUGAAGACUCGCAUAUGAGACGGAUGCCAGAACAUUGCCACGGAAGCAUCAAGAAUGUGAAAAUAUUGGGCUUCUGCUCUGCAAAGAGCAUGGUUGAACUCACGUGCCAUAUCAUUGAAAAUGCAACUUCACUAGAGUGCCUGACGUUGGACGCCAUAUAUGACAACAGCAGUCGUGGAGAGGCUGAUAGGUCUCAUGAACACAACAAAUUUGAUGAAUGCCGCCCUGUGCCAAGCAGGCGUAUGAUCGCGCACGCCCAUAAAGGCCUCUGGGCUAUUGGAAGAUACGUUGUGCAGAAAGUUCCCACCAGAGUCAAGCUAAAUGUUAAGAAGCUCUGUAGCCGCUGCCAUAAAAUUAAAUGAUGCCACCCAUCAAGUGUCUCCAUUACCAAAAAUAAACCUUAAAAAAGUGUCUCCAUCACAUUUCCUUAAAAGUACAUAAGUACUAUACUAACCGGCAACAAACAUCUUUUUUCUCAGAAUUUUGGGGCCUGGUUAAAAUUAACAUCGUGGUGACACGUGCAAACUUAGGAUGUUUUAUCUUCACA
Lolium rigidum is the source of this 1834-nucleotide messenger RNA. RefSeq lists its product as uncharacterized. The record is from RefSeq and is a predicted model, not a curated record. The transcript is spliced from 5 exons. Gene Ontology annotation, molecular function: protein binding. The coding region runs from base 84 to 1649 and encodes 521 amino acids. Lineage: Eukaryota; Viridiplantae; Streptophyta; Magnoliopsida; Poales; Poaceae.